GAGGGGCAGCGAGGAGAGGGAUUGAUGUCAAGAAAUGGGGCUGAGAGCCUGGGGGGUUGAGGGAGCUGGGCCUCAGGUGUCGGGGGUGAGCGUAGGAGAUAGCCGAGACAGAGUUGGGGGGUUGCAGGUCCCCGCGGCGCCUGGGAGGAGGGGGGUUUGGUCACCGCCCUCCCGGAAACCGAGGAAUGGGCGCCUCAGGUGUGGAGGCGAAUGCCCAGGCAACUUAUGAAAUUUGUGAUGCUCUGAUGGAGUGACUUUAAAGUUGAGCGAGUUUCUUGACCUGUCAGCAUUUGUUUUAAACCGGGGGCCAAGACAGCCGUUACUUAGCUGGCAUUAGGAAUCCUUUCCUAAUCCCACGUCCUUCCCUGGAGAGCCCCUGACAGCUUGGCCUUGCAAUAGCUGGAUGAGCUUCAUUCAUUCAUUCAUUCAUUCAUUCAUUCAUUCAUUCAUUCAUUCAACAAAUACUGUUGAGAGGCAGCUGUGUACUAGGCAGUCUGCAUAGGUACUGGGAAUAAGAUGGUGAGCAAAACAGACCCCUGCUUUAAUAGGGCUGACCUAACGGGUGAAGAUGUAACUGAAGAAAAUGUCCAAAAAGCUAUAUAGUAGGGGAAGUGAGCUAAGAUCUAGUGGGCGAAUAGGAGGUAACCAGAGGAAGAACAUUCUGGACUGUGGAAACGUCUCACGCAAAGGGUUAAGGAGGGAAGUGAUAGGAUCUGAUUUGAUUUUAGUUCGCUGGCUGCUGUGCAGAGAACAAGUGGUAGAGGCUGGCAGGAGUAGAAAUUGAGAGGCCAUGGAGGAAGCUGUUGCAGAAGUCCAUGGAGGGUUGAUGAUGUCUUGGACUGGCGUGGUGGCCCUGGAGAAGGAGAGGGUUGUAUGGAUUUGAGACCUAUUGCUUAGGAGUGAGAUGACCUCGAUCUUGCGGAGCCCUCAGGCUCUCCAGCUUACUCUGGCCCUGAUCAAGCCUGAUGCUGUUGCUCACCCCCUGAUUCUGGAGGCUGUUCAUCAGCAGAUUCUGAGCAACAAGUUCCUUAUUGUACGAAUGAGAGAACUUCUGUGGAGAAAAGAAGAAUGCCAGAAAUUUUACCAAGAGCAUGAAGGGCGUUUUUUCUAUCAGCGGCUGGUAGAGUUCAUGGCCAGCGGGCCAAUCCGAGCCUACAUCCUCGCCCGCAAGGAUGCCAUCCAGCUCUGGAGGACACUGAUGGGACCCACCAGGGUGUUUCGAGCACGUCAUAUGGCCCCAGAUUCAAUUCGUGGCAGUUUUGGCCUCACUGACACCCGCAACACAACCCAUGGCUCUGACUCUGUGGUUUCAGCCAGUAGAGAGAUUGCAGCCUUCUUCCCUGACUUCAGUGAACAGCGCUGGUAUGAGGAAGAGGAGCCCCAGUUGCGCUGUGGCCCUGUGUGCUACAGUCUAGAGGGAGGCAUCCACUGUGCAGCCGGGCCAGGAGGCCCAGGACCAGUCUGAUGGAAGCCUGUUGGUCUGUGAAGACUGGUGGCAUCGCCCAGCCUUUUCUCGGAGACCUCCUGGGGCCAGGGAGGCCUGGGGAUCAUGGCGCCCUCUCUGCUGGGCACCACACUCACCUGAAGAUCUAGCUCCUCACUGCCACCUGCUCUAGAAUCUAGCUCUCUAUCUACCUCUUUUCCAGAAUGUUCGUGGUGAUUCAGAGGAAUAAUGGCUCCUGUUUUCUCUGAGAACUAGUCAUCUUUUUCAAGGAGUUUGCCUAAUUGACUUGCCUGAGAAAUGCAGUGACUAUAAGCACCAUUUGGCCUAUCUUCCUCAAUAAAAGUCAGUGUUCUACUAA
Molecule: messenger RNA, 1802 nt
Organism: Ailuropoda melanoleuca (giant panda)
Lineage: Eukaryota; Metazoa; Chordata; Mammalia; Carnivora; Ursidae
Gene: NME6
Product: NME/NM23 nucleoside diphosphate kinase 6
Exons: 6
Coding region: 905-1465 (186 amino acids)
Biological process (GO): CTP biosynthetic process; UTP biosynthetic process; GTP biosynthetic process
Cellular component (GO): mitochondrion
Molecular function (GO): nucleoside diphosphate kinase activity
Source: RefSeq, a predicted model, not a curated record